Molecule: messenger RNA, 1768 nt
Organism: Myxocyprinus asiaticus (Chinese sucker)
Lineage: Eukaryota; Metazoa; Chordata; Actinopteri; Cypriniformes; Catostomidae
Gene: acadl
Product: acyl-CoA dehydrogenase long chain
Exons: 11
Coding region: 90-1418 (442 amino acids)
Biological process (GO): long-chain fatty acid catabolic process; carnitine metabolic process, CoA-linked; fatty acid beta-oxidation using acyl-CoA dehydrogenase
Cellular component (GO): mitochondrion
Molecular function (GO): long-chain fatty acyl-CoA dehydrogenase activity; flavin adenine dinucleotide binding
Source: RefSeq, a predicted model, not a curated record
AGUGGAUUUAGAGGAAAGUUCACGGGCGCUGUAUGUGACCUGUCAAUCAAUCAGUCAGACGGCAGUGUUGUUGAUCAUAUCGACAUAAGAUGUUUGCACUCAAAACACUCAGGAGUUUUUCUCCUGUCACGAAAAAUGUGUAUUUGCGGGGUAAACAAGCGUUUACAGUGUCCAUGACGAGAAUGCAGCAUGCUGACCCCCAGCAUGGGGAAACAGCAGCACCUUUUCGACCCGAAACAUCCAUGGCCAAGACUCUGAUGGACAUUGGCACCAGACGGAUCUUCUCGGAGGAACACGACCUGUUCCGUCAGAAUGUGCGGCGGUUCUUUCAGGAGGAAGUCAUUCCGUAUCAUGCCGAAUGGGAAAAGAAGGGUGAGGUUAGCAGAGAGCUUUGGGAAAAGGCUGGAGAACAGGGAUUAUUGGGAAUAUUCACUACCGAAGAACACGGAGGGGUGGGAGGAGACAUGCUGUCUGCUGCCGUGGUGUGGGAGGAGCAAAUGUAUGCUAACUGCAGCGGUCCAGGUUUCUCUCUGCACUCUGAGAUUGUAAUGCCUUACAUCAGUCACUACGGCUCUAAGGCUCAGAUUGAGCGCUAUAUUCCACAGAUGACUGCUGGGAAAUGCAUUGGGGCCAUCGCUAUGACUGAACCUGGAGCCGGCAGUGACCUUCAGGGAGUGAAGACUUAUGCCAAAAGAGAUGGCACUGACUGGAUUCUUAAUGGGAGCAAGGUGUUUAUCACUAAUGGCUGGAUGAGUGAUGUGGUGAUCGUAGUUGCCGUGACGAAUCGUGAGGCAAAGACCGCAGCUCACGGAAUCAGUCUGUUCUUGGUCGACAACGGCACUAAGGGCUUCCAGAAAGGCCGCAAGCUGGAAAAAAUCGGGCUGAAAGCUCAGGAUACAGCUGAGCUGUUUUUUGAGGAUGUGCGUUUACCGGCUGAUGCUCUGUUGGGUCAGACCAACAAAGGAUUCUAUUACCUGAUGAACGAGCUGCCACAGGAACGUCUUAUCAUAGCAGCCAUGGCCAUGGCCAGCUGUGAGUUCAUGUUUGAAGAGACAAGGAACUAUGUGAUGCAGAGGAAGGCAUUUGGCCAGACCAUCGCUCACUUGCAGACAGUGCAGCACAAACUGGCUGAGCUGAAGACCGAGAUCUGUGUCGGUCGAGCGUUCAUCGACAGCUGCUUUCAGCUCCACAGUGAGAAGAAGUUGGACUCAAGCACAGCAUCUAUGGCCAAAUACUGGGCUUCAGAUCUGCAGAAUAAAGUUGCUUCUCAGUGCCUGCAGCUUCAUGGAGGAUGGGGCUACAUGUGGGAGUUUCCAAUAGCCAAGGCUUUUGUAGACUCCCGAGUUCAACCCAUCUAUGGAGGAACCAACGAGAUCAUGAAAGAACUCAUCGCACGCAACAUUGUUAACCAGAAAUAAAACAGCUGAAGAAUGACGAGGUCUUUAUUUAGUGCCUUUCAGUGAUUCUUAUGACUAAAUCAGGAGCUUCACGGAUUGUUUGUUAUUCAACAUAUACAGAAUGUGAACCUGCCAUGUGACAGUCUGUACAUCAUAUGAUGUCUGUAAAGAGAAUGUCUCCUUUGUGACUUCACGCUGUACAUAUGGAUCUGUUAAGCCACAGUUGCCUGCCAGACGAACACUGCAACACUUUAGAGCUGAGAAAUUUUUUUAGAGUUGUAAAGUUCACAAAUGUUUGUAGCGAUUUAAUUGUGUGAAUGUCACAAAUGAAUUUGUAUAAAGAAAUCAAUCUUUAUAAAGAUGUUUCUAAA